UUUCCCCAAUCUGUUUGGAAGUCAAUGCAAAGGGCUUGGAAAGUAUAUGUGCACGGUUGCAGUGCCUCGAAGAAUUCGUGGUAUUGCAUUGAUUUGGAGGGAGAUGAGAAGAGAAUUUCGGGCCCGCUUGCUGUAAUUGAGUCCGAAAGGGAGGGAGGGUGGGCUCUCAUGGGUGACCACAUCUACUGGAGUGGCGCAAUCGUCAAUGAGAGAUAUUCAGAAUCACCACCGGAACACACCGUCUCUGUCGAAUUGACAAGGCACAACAUCACAAGUCCAGACCCCUUUACCUGGGAAACCAUGUCCUUAUCUUCACCUACGAAGAAGAAACUUCCCGUGUCCAAUCCAUGUGCGGUUCCCCUCGAUGAUGAUGGGAACAAAAAGAUUUGUUUGCUGGGAGGAAGAAUGUUUCAUGCUUUAAGUCCAGACAGGGCCUUGUUGGAUGUGAGACACUAUGGUGAAGUCUAUAAUCUUGAAACCCAAACCUGGCAUCCCGCCGCGUUGCAUCUACAUAAUUUUACUGGUGACUUUAAUAGUGACACUUGUGCGCUCAUGGAAAAGGAAAAAGUUGUAAUAUGCUACUCCCUUGUUACGGGCUUUUUCUCAUUUUACGACGUCCGUGACGAUAGUUUCAGAACCGAAUUUCAUCCCCACUUUGUGACCCUAGGAGGAGGAGAAGUAGGAAGUAUUGACACAUUAAGAUGUAUGUUGUACAAUAUAAGGCCUGUGGUAAGCAACUCAAAGUUGUAUUGGCUCACCUAUGACCUAUUCUUGGUUGCCUAUGAUUUUGUCCAACAAAAGUGGUUUCAAUCACAAUAUCUUAAGGAAUUGGAGUCAUGGGGAAUUCCUUGUGGUCUAUACCCUUAUUAUUGUUCUCAUCUCCCUAUUUUGGUUGACCUGUAUAAUGGAGAACGAGAAGAAUUCCUAGUGCUUGUUAAUACACCUCCUGGAAAAUUGGGAAUGGCAUUCCUUGAUGUCUCCAAAGGGUUUUUAAAUGUGAAUGUGAAGUCACGCCACACUUUUUCUCUUGAUGAUCCUCAAUUCCAUCCCCGACAAGGAACGACGAUAAUGACCAUGCAAGCCGAAGGUCCACCUUCUGCACAAGUUGUUGGAAAUGCUUUUGUUGAGCAGUAUAAUCAAGUUCAGCAUCAUACCCCAGAGUUUGUAUACCGAGUCUACCAGGAUUCGAGUGUCUUAGGUCACCCAGAUUCCAAUGGCGUGAUGUCAUCCGUGACAACAAUAAAAAAUAUUAAUGAUAUGAUAUGUUCAUUGGACUACAAGAACUACAAGGCAGAAAUAAAGACUGCAGAUGCACAGGAAUCCUUUAAGGAUGGAGUGAUUGUUUUGGUAACGGGAUGCUUAACCGGAAAGGAUAACUUGAGAAGGAAAUUCACCCAUACAUUUUUCCUUGCCCCACGGAACAACGGUUAUUUUGUUUUGAAUGAUGUUUUUAGGUAUGUAGAAGAAAAUGAGACUGAUACCGUCUUAGAAAUGAUUAACGGAACUGAGGAUGUGCAGUCAGAGGUUUUGACCCCUGAUCCAGCUGGCUCAUAUGCAGAAGAAGUUCAACAUGUUGAGGAAAAAGCCAAUGACUCUUUGGAAGAUGGAAGACGAGUUGGUGAUGAAAGAGAAAUUGUUGCCAAAGAGGAUGCUCCAAAGAAGUCAUAUGUAUCAAUUGUCAGUUCACAAACAAAGAAAGGGCCAACCAAAAUCUAUGUACCCACUAAUACAUCCAGAACGGCUCAGAAGGCUGUAAAGCAGCCAGUUGCUGCAGUAGCACUAACUCCAGCUCCUGAAGCAUCAAAUUUUACUGGCCCUAAUGGAACUAAUGUACCUGAAACUAAUCAUAAUGAAGAUGACGCUGAAGGACACUCCAUUUUUGUCCGCAAUUUGCCUCUAGAUGUUACUGUAGCCCAACUUGAGGCUGAAUUUAAGAGAUAUGGGCCCAUUAAGCAAGGAGGUUUACAAGUUAGAAGUAAUAGGCAACAAGGAUUUUGCUUUGGCUUUGUUGAAUUUAAAGAUGAGAGCUCCAUGCACGGGGCCAUACAGGAUUCACCCAUUACUAUUGGGGGUCGUCAAGCUGUGGUUGAGAUGAAGAGAACUACAACUAGAGCUGGUAGCGCGAGAGGCAGGUUCCGAAAUGACAAUUUCAGGGGCCGCGGAAACUUUGGUGGAGGUUGGAGCUAUGGGAGAAAUGAAUAUGGAGGACGUAAUUUUUCAGGGCGUGGUAGGGGUCAAGGUGGAUGAGGUGGUGAAGGCUAUCAAGUAAGAGAGAGGACGGAGAGGUGGCCCUAGUCAGAGUUCUGCUACAGCAUAGUUUGUGUGGCCGGAUAAAUUUUGGUAGUAAUUUUUGACCUGUUUCUUUGUUUGCCAGAGUGCAAGCAGCGGAACAGUUUUAGCUUGUGUAGUUAUAUCAACUUGUAUCCAAUUAUAUAUAGGAAAGGCUUGUGUUGAAUGCUAAGAGUGAUUUGCUCAAGAAUUAACUUGCCUCGUUGCUGAAGCUAAAGACUGGAAAGAAAUAGAAGGGUAAAUUUAGCAUCAAUGAAGUACUUUGUUAUCUUUGAUGUGACCUCUGGUAGAAAGAUUCACCUCUCUUUUUGUUUAUAUAUA
Molecule: messenger RNA, 2610 nt
Organism: Lycium ferocissimum
Lineage: Eukaryota; Viridiplantae; Streptophyta; Magnoliopsida; Solanales; Solanaceae
Product: nuclear transport factor 2-like
Exons: 8
Coding region: 25-2247 (740 amino acids)
Cellular component (GO): ribonucleoprotein complex; cytosol
Molecular function (GO): mRNA binding
Source: RefSeq, a predicted model, not a curated record